AUGGAUGCCUCUUGUUGUCUCUACACACAGAACGUGUCUUCGUAUGUCAACCAAACAGGCCUUUCGCGUAGCAAAAUCUAUGUGUUUUUACCUUUAAGCUCUUCAACCAAACUUACGUUGCUGAUAUUUUCUGUUACUGUGGGUAUAUUAGCGUUUUUCGGAAAUGUUCUCAUACUUUGUUUUGUUAAGUCGAACCAAAGUACAGCGUCCUUCCUUAAGUCUUUAUCUUUCCGGAAAAAUUUUGAUGUCUACAUCUCCAGCCUUGCUAUAUCUGAUUCACUUUGCGCGUUUAUAGUUCUUCCGCUUACUGGUUGUCAAUUAUUUAUGGAUGUUUUUGAACGAGGAUGGGGUUGCAAAAUCCUUCGCUACUUGGGUAUUUUCUUUCCUUCAAUUACCAUAAAUAAUCUGUUGAUUAUCAGCUUUGGAAAAUAUUUUUCAACACGUAAUAUACCUCGUACACUGAAACAUUCUACUGUUAAGAAAUUGCUUUACCUUACCUGGUUCUCAACAUCUUCAUUUUCUGCUUUAGCACCUGCUUCAUCGGCCAAAGGCUUAAGGUACGAUUUUAAUGCUACACAUUACACUGUAAGUUGCCACUUUGACAAUGAUGUGUUCAUUCAAAGCAAAGAAUAA
This is a messenger RNA of Pocillopora damicornis (cauliflower coral), 633 nucleotides long. RefSeq lists its product as uncharacterized. NCBI's taxonomy places the organism in Eukaryota, Metazoa, Cnidaria, Anthozoa, Scleractinia, Pocilloporidae. The record is from RefSeq and is a predicted model, not a curated record.